Molecule: messenger RNA, 1764 nt
Organism: Ipomoea triloba (trilobed morning glory)
Lineage: Eukaryota; Viridiplantae; Streptophyta; Magnoliopsida; Solanales; Convolvulaceae
Product: signal recognition particle receptor subunit beta-like
Exons: 8
Coding region: 448-1233 (261 amino acids)
Biological process (GO): protein targeting to ER
Cellular component (GO): signal recognition particle receptor complex
Molecular function (GO): GTP binding
Source: RefSeq, a predicted model, not a curated record
UCACAUUUUCACAUUUGUUAGCAGCCUCAGACCUCUGCCUCUCCCACCUCGGCUCUCAGACCUCUGCUUCUUCGCCUCUUCGCCUCUUCGCCUCUCUCCUCUUUGCCUCUCGCCUCUCACCGCUUGCCUCUCGACUCUCGUCUCUCGACCUGUGCCGCAGACGGCAGUCGCACCUCGCCAGUCGCCACCAAGCUCAGCCUCUCACUCGCAGAUCUCGUUGCCUCCGGUCAGUAGGACAGCAGUCAGCAGGUCAACAAGAGACAAGAGUCCUCACUCCUCACUUCCUCAGCCUCUCACACUCAGGUGCUUUUAGUUUAAAGUGAGAUUGAAAACCCGGAUUCACUAGAGCUACAAAUCAGUGUUAUUUUGUUAUCUCCCUGGCUCCCCGGUGGGCCUCAGGGUUUGAAAUAAUUGAAGUGUGCCGCUUGUGGAGUAGUGCUAGUCACAAUGGAGAAGGAGAAAAUUGAGGAAUUGAAGGUUCAAGCUCAAAAAUGGCUUCGUGAAGCUGAGGUGUUGGUCAAUCAGAUACCUCCUACUCAACUUUACGCUGCAAUUGGAGUUGUGUUAUUCACGGCUUUUUUGUUCUUUAUCACUCGGUUGUUCAAGCGCACAAUAUCUAACACCGUUGUACUCACUGGGCUUUGUGGGAGUGGAAAAACUAUUUUAUUUUACCAGCUUAAAGAUGGGUCAUCACAUCAGGGCACUGUGACCUCAAUGGAACCCAAUGAAGGCACUUUUAUACUACACUCUGAGACAACCAAGAAGGGCAAAAUAAAACCUGUUCAUGUUGUUGAUGUGCCGGGUCAUUCUCGCCUUCGGCCAAAACUUGAGGAAUUCUUGCCUCAAGCAGCUGCAAUCGUCUUUGUUGUGGAUGCUGUAGAAUUUUUACCCAACUGCCGUGCUGCUUCAGAGUACCUUUAUGAUAUUUUGACCAAGGUGACUGUGGUCAAGAAGAAGAUUCCAGUAGUACUACUCUGCAACAAAGUGGAUAAAGUUACUGCACAUACAAAGGAGUUCAUAAAAAAGCAGCUUGAAAAGGAAAUUGACAAGCUUCGUGCUUCAAGAACUGCUGUAUCCGACGCAGAUAUCUCAAACGAGAUUACACUAGGGACACCUGGAGAAGCGUUCUCAUUUUCACAGUGCGAAAACCAGGUAGUAGUUGGAGAAGCUUCCGGUUUGACAGGCGAAAUCUCUCAGCUAGAGCAGUUUAUUAGGGAGAACGUGAAGCCUUAAACUGGUGCGCCAAGUUGAGCCACCCUUUCUGAUAUGAAGAUGAACCAAGAGAGUAUAUGGAGAUGCUCUGAUGUAUUACAAGUUUGUUUGAUGAGAUAUUUGGAAAUUUGCGGUCAUUUUGAACAGACUUUGAGAGAAUUCAAGAUACCCUUGUUUAUGCAAGGCAUGUAGGUUUCAAAUUAUGAGACAUCAGGGAUCAACCCAAAUCAAAUUGGGCAAACAGACAAUCAGGCUAUUGGCUUGGUAAUUAUGGUAAUUACAAUGCUAAGUUUGACUCUCAAUGGCCUUAUUGGCUUGACAAGUUUCCUGGUCAACCCCCAGAAAAAUUGAGACAUCUAAAUAAAAAGUGCAGUACGUGUUCUCAAAAUUUGAAACCUAAUAUUAUUGGCACUGAUGUUGACAAUGUGCACAAUUAUAAACUGAAAUCCUCAUUCUUGAUCACAGUAAGACUAGUAGAUUACUAUGCAAUAGCUGUACAACUACAGAAGACAGUACAUGGUCAUUUAUCAAUUGGAAAAUAUUACUUGUACU